This is a messenger RNA of Knipowitschia caucasica, 264 nucleotides long. NCBI's taxonomy places the organism in Eukaryota, Metazoa, Chordata, Actinopteri, Gobiiformes, Gobiidae. The record is from the annotation of a GenBank genome assembly.
AUGUUGGUGCGCUGGGUGGGGGGGGUGGUGGCGGUGGUGGAUGGGGGAGAGACGCGGAGAAGAGACGUGGAGGGGGGGAUGAUGGAGGAGAUCACAGCCCGAGCAUGGCCACGGCACGGCGGCUAUAUCCGAGGGGCGGCGCGGCGGGGGCGGCUGGAGCGGAGCGCGGUGAGAGCAUGUCCUCCUUCAGAGCGCGGAGCAGGUAUGAGGAGCUGGAGGAGGGGCGCAUGCGCGGUGGAGAGCACAGGGGAGAGGAAGGGCUAG